AUGCAUCUCUAUCCAGUGGUUCUUUUUCUGAUCAGCAUCACACUGAUGAGUGUGAUGAUGGAGGUAUCUCAGGCCGCUAGGGGAAGAAGCGGUGGUGGUUCUCGCGGUGGAUCCAGUGGUAGCCGAAAAAGUUCAGGGUCUAAAUCAAGCUCUGGAUCAGGUUCUAAGACAAAAGUCGGCAAAUACGAUCCCAUUAAACCAACCACAGUUCGCUCUCCUGUUAUUGUCAAGCAAACUAAGGUUGGUUCUCGCUCAGAUGUGCUAAAAAGAGUUCUGUUUGGUUAUGUCGUGUAUCGCUAUGCUUUCGGCAAUGCUCCAGUGUAUCGCGGAGGGUAUCCGAUGUAUGGUAGUUACGUAACAAUCCCAGAAAAAAGAGCUGUCAGAAUUACCUAUGGGCAUGAAGAGCAGACGUUGCUGAACGAUGGAGGAGACAAAUGUCUGUCAGAAGAUUCAAAGACUUCUACGCUACGGGAAGGUAUCGGCGAAAACUUGGUGGAAUUGACGACAACAGUCAAGUACAAAAACGGGAAAACGCUGAUUUAUAAUAACAGUACCAUCUCUUUGGAAGACAUCAAAGAGGAGGAUUUUGAAGUGAUCACUCGAGCUCGGUAUAACACAACGAUAGUAGCAGGAACAUCCUGUACUCAAGUGGAAAAGAAAGUUGAAGGGACGAUGGUUACAUUGUACGAGACAAAUCCCAACGCAGCUAACUCACUUAACAGUAAUUUGGCAAGAUUGAUUUUACUGCUUAUAGUCAUUCAAGCGAUAAGCUAAAAGAAACAUGGCAUGUAUCCCCACUAGAGUAUGUACAUGAGUAUUUCGUAAAGUCACUGUAUCGUAUCGUAGACCAUCUGAAGUUCAGCAAUCGAGAAAACAUUCGGUAACAGGCUUAUUGGUGACUAUCAACUUAAUAACUGACCCGCAAGUUUUAAGUAACAAUUAGCAGUAAAUAAUUAGUUGUGCUUUUCAUAUCACUUACAAUUUUAUAUGCAAAUAUCAUUAAAAUAAUUAAACGCAACCUUGGACGCUUUGACGCGUAUAUGAAAAGUUGACGUUAGGAAUGUGAUUCAUCCUUUCGCGUCUUAUACAACGUAACAUCAGAUGUGGGGCAGAAGAGAAGUUCGCCUUGGCAGUCUGCAANGUUCGAGUUUGAAUACUGCAGAAUACCAACGUUAUGCAACGUCAUGGGUUCGCAAACGCGGCGAACACUUGAGAUGUGCGUUAGUAUUCGGGCGUGUUCGCGUCUGGUAAACCGUUCGUCACUGUCGUGUUCGCGUCGCAUGCGGACUCGAAAAUUUGUGGUCAUACUGAGAUGUUCCAAUGACAAAUGAUCAUUAUUGUUCGAAGCUGGUCAAUAUUGAUCUUUUUAGAAAAGGAUUCGGGAGUAUGCCGUUUAGAAUGCUUCAUAGUAUUCUAGGGUAUUCUAUUUGAAUUCGGAAAAACAGUCCGGAUUCUAAGUAGAAUAUUCUAGGUGUACGUCGCGUCAUGCGUGCUUGAAUACCUCAGGAUAUUAUCGUACACUCCACGUGUGCCUAUCCGUAUUCGGGCAAAUUCGGUCACGAAUAUGUGCCUUUUUGCGCAGUGUGAAGAGCAGACGUUGCUGAACGAUGGAGGAGACAAAUGUCUGUCAGAAGAUUCAAAGACUUCUACGCUACGGGAAGGUAUCGGCGAAAACUUGGUGGAAUUGACGACAACAGUCAAGUACAAAAACGGGAAAACG
Molecule: messenger RNA, 1720 nt
Organism: Porites evermanni
Lineage: Eukaryota; Metazoa; Cnidaria; Anthozoa; Scleractinia; Poritidae
Source: the annotation of a GenBank genome assembly